Molecule: messenger RNA, 1303 nt
Organism: Rhizophagus irregularis DAOM 181602=DAOM 197198
Lineage: Eukaryota; Fungi; Glomeromycota; Glomeromycetes; Glomerales; Glomeraceae
Biological process (GO): mRNA export from nucleus
Cellular component (GO): nucleus
Molecular function (GO): mRNA binding
Source: RefSeq, a predicted model, not a curated record
UCAGUCAUAUAGUACGUACAAUACGUUGGGUAUACCAUCUUAAAAACAAAUUUCUUCAUAUACCGUGCGGUUAUUUCCUUACACCCGUUUCUCAUUACUUAAAUCUCAGUUCCAAGUUCAUACUCUAAAUAAACUUUUCUCAAGUUUUCAUCAUGUCCGCAGGUUUAGACAUGUCUCUUGAUGAAAUUAUUGCGAAAAAAAGGCCAUCAAGAGGAGCUAGGACCGGAGGUCCUACCCGUACAGGUGGCAUCGCUAAGCGUUCUGGCGGUCCUGUCAGAAAUCCUCGAUCUUCACAAGUUAGACCUCGACCUUACAGUAAUACUGCUGCUACGGCAUCAUCAAAUCUCAACGCAUCACCAGAAGGAAAAAUUCUUGUUUCAAACCUCGCCUAUAAAGUCACAGAGGCAGAUCUUUGGGAACUUUUCUCAACGAUGAUCGGUCCUGUACGCCAAGUUAACCUUAACUUUGAUCAAAGUGGUCGCUCAAAAGGUACUGCAUCCGUUGUUUUUGCAAGGAAAAAUGACGCCGUACGGUCCGUUGAAAAACUUAGGAAUAUUACUCUUGAUGGCCGUGAAAUGAAGAUUGAAAUUGUUGUUGCUCCUAACGUUGGUCCGAUUACUCAGCGUAUUGGUGGAAUCAAUGAAUCUCGCCCAUCCACACGUGGUACCGGAGGAUCUCGUGGCACCCCCACAAGAGGGGGUCGAGGGGGUCGAGGAGGUCGUAGAUCUGAUAAUAGGCCCAAAAAAACACAAGAAGAAUUGGAUGCUGAGAUGAGCGAGUAUAUGCAGAUUGAUGAGGUGAUAAAUUGAUGCUGUUAUUUUAAAUUUUUAAUAAUUUUUAUUUGUAAUAUUUUGUCAUCUCGUGAAUUGUUAUUGUUUAUGUAAUAUAUAGGAUUCAAAUCAAGCUGGUGAUUCUUCUACUGCUCAAUUGACACAAGCUUAAUCCUUAUUUCAAAAUUCUUACGAUCCAUUUCACAAUUUUUGAAACUAUUUGCAUUUACUAUUUGAAGAACGAAUUGCAGUAUGGAUAUUGUAUUUGGAUCGUAAACAUUCAAAAUUAUUAUUAUUGUUGGGCUGUAUUUUAAAAUAUUUUUAAAUUUCUUUAUCACUCAAAAUAUCUGAUAUCUUUAUAAUAAUAGAUAUAUAUUUUUAACAAUACUAUGUUUAAUUUUGUGGGGAAGUGAGAUUGUUUUAUAAUUUUAUUAUGGAUUUAUAUAAAUAUUUGCUGAGAUAUAAAAGUAUUAAUCAUCGAUCCAAUAGAAAGCAUUUAACGCUUACACUAUUUUAUUCUUUAAUUUACCUGU